AUGACUACUUCCGACUCCGACGACCCAACUCGUGGUCCAUUUUCUUCUCCCUGCUUCAACUUGCUCUGGCGACAUUAUCAGCAAGAAAUGAAAGACGAUGAAGAGCGUCAAGCUCGGAUAACCUCCUUCCUUGCUCUCGUGACUCAGUAUCUCAAGCUCAAAGAGGAAGAAGAUGCCAUACAACAACGCCGACUCGCUAGCCGGAAGCGGCGAAGAGCUCCCCGCCGGCGCGGCACAACUACACAAAGACGAAACGACGGCGUUCCGCGCGUGGUGCCCUACGCUGGGCCCCACUCGCCUUCGUUGACAAGCGACGCGGAGAGCGCUUUUAAACCCGAGAACUCGCUCAUUUUAAGAACAAAACGCGACACGUCGUCUAUCCUCCUCCCACCGAAAAACCCGGAAAUGGAAUCGUCGCCGGAGCAGAUCUUCAUUCUCUCAGGUCAGAGCAACAUGGCGGGCCGUGGCGGCGUGAUCCGUGACCACCACCACCAGCACUGGGACGGCGUCGUUCCGUCCGAGUCUCAGCCCGAUCCUUCGAUCCUCCGCCUCAGCGUUCACCUCCGCUGGGAGGCGGCGCGUGAGCCUCUCCACGCCGACAUAGACGCCAAGAAGGUGUGCGGCUUGGGUCCGGGAAUGUCGUUUGCCAACGCGGUCAGGGGGCGCGUGGAGGGGAGGAUGGGGCUGGUGCCGUGCGCGGUGGGCGGCACGGCGAUCAAGGAGUGGGCGCGUGGGGAGCAUCUGUAUGAGAAUAUGGUGAAGAGGGCGCGUGAGAGCGUGAAGAACGGGGGAGAGAUCAAAGGGUUGCUGUGGUACCAAGGGGAGAGCGACACGUCGUCUGAGCAUGAUGUUGAUGCGUACCACGGGAACAUGGUUAGGCUCAUUGACAAUGUUCGCCAGGACCUUGCUUUGCCUUCACUUCCAAUCAUCCAGGUGGCUAUUUGUUCUGGAGAUGAGAAGUACUUGGAGAAAAUUAGGGAGGUACAAUUGGGGAUGAAGGUUAAGAAUGUUGUGUGUGUGGAUGCUAAGGGAUUGGAGCUGAAGGAGGAUCAUCUUCACCUGACCACCAAGGCUCAAGUUCAGUUGGGUCAGAUGCUGGCUGAUGCUUACCUCAAGCAUUUUGGAUCAGCUGAUUCCCAUCAUCCUGCCCUUUAGAGUGAAGUAUUAAAAUUACAUGCUAUUUGAAUGUUUUGAAGCUUUCUUUAUGUUCUUUAUGUGAGUGUGGAAUCUUGUUUAUUUGGUGAUG
This is a messenger RNA of Fragaria vesca subsp. vesca, 1246 nucleotides long. RefSeq names its product probable carbohydrate esterase At4g34215-like. The transcript has 3 exons. The coding region runs from base 1 to 1155 and encodes 384 amino acids. The record is from RefSeq and is a predicted model, not a curated record. Lineage: Eukaryota; Viridiplantae; Streptophyta; Magnoliopsida; Rosales; Rosaceae.